Messenger RNA from Xiphias gladius (swordfish), 7218 nucleotides. It is a transcript of the gene gfod1, whose product is annotated as glucose-fructose oxidoreductase domain containing 1. The record is from RefSeq and is a predicted model, not a curated record. Gene Ontology annotation, molecular function: nucleotide binding. The transcript is spliced from 3 exons. NCBI's taxonomy places the organism in Eukaryota, Metazoa, Chordata, Actinopteri, Istiophoriformes, Xiphiidae. Bases 1 to 1188 code for a protein of 395 amino acids.
AUGCUUCCAGGGGUCGGCGUGUUCGGCACCAGCCUGACCGCCAGGGUGAUCAUCCCGUUGCUGAAGAAUGAGGGCUUCGCCGUCAAAGCGCUGUGGGGCCGGACGCAGGAGGAGGCGGAGGAGCUGGCAAAGGAGAUGAACGUACCGUUUUACACCAACCGGAUCGACGACGUGCUGCUGCAUCAGGAUGUGGAUCUGGUCUGCAUCAACCUGCCGCCGCCUCUGACGCGACAGAUCGCGGUCAAAACGCUGGGAAUUGGAAAGAACGUCAUCUGCGACAGGACUGCGACGCCUCUGGAUGCCUUCCGAAUGAUGUCAGCAGCCCAGUACUACCCCAAGUUGCUGAGCAUUAUGGGAAAUGUGUUACGUUUCUUGCCGGCCUUCGUUCGAAUGAAGGAGCUCUUAGAGGAAGGGUACAUUGGGGAGCUUCUGGUCUGUGAGGCCCAGGUUCACAGCGGUAGUCUCCUGGGGAAGAAGUACAACUGGAGCUGCGAUGAUCUGAUGGGAGGUGGCGGCCUGCACUCGGUGGGCAGUUACAUCAUCGACCUGCUCACAUUUCUGACGGGCCAGCGUGCAGCAAAAGUCCACGGCUUCCUAAAGACCUUCGUCAAACAGACGGACCACAUCCGGGGCAUCCGUCAAAUUACCAGCGACGACUUCUGCACGUUCCAGAUGGUACUGGAGGGAGGCGCCUGCUGCACCGUCACGCUCAACUUUAACGUGCCUGGAGAGUUUCGUCAGGAGGUAAUCGUUGUGGGGACUGUCGGGCGGUUAACGGUCAUAGGGACGGACCUGUACGGACAGAAGAACAGCGGGGGCGGAGGAGGCAGUGGUGGCCCUGAACUACUGCUCAAAGACGCCACGCCUCUUGAGAAGGCUUCUUUACCGGAGAAGGCCUACAGUGACAUUCCGUCCCCUUAUCUCACCGGGACGAUCCGCAUGAUCCAGGCUGUGCGGCAGGCCUUUCAGGACCAAGAUGACCGGCGGACAUGGGAUGGGAGGCCUCUCACAAUGGCUGCCACCUUUGAGGAUUGCCUUUAUGCUCUUUGUGUGGUGGAUACCAUCAAGAAAUCCAACCAGUGUGGAGAAUGGCAGAACAUUGUGGUGAUGACGGAAGAACCGGAGGUCAGCCCGGCCUAUUUAAUCAGCGAGGCCAUGCGACGGAGUAGGAUGUCGCUCUACUGUUAGCAUCUGGCUGAUAUGCUAAUCUCAUCAGGAUGGCUGAACACCUGUGUUACCUUAAAAACUGGAGGUGGAAGGGACUUGGUAUUGUUGGAACUUUUUUCAUACAGCUACCGGAUGCAGUUCUUAAAUUCAUCGCCGUUUGUUUAUAUACUGUCAAGUCUGUAUUGUUACUUUUACAGACAGAGAUGUUACACCGCUAUAAUACCGAGAGUGAUGGUUUCCUGACAUCCUGCCUCCACCGUAGAGGAAAAGCAAUGUGAUUAAUAAUCAAACUUUUAUUUAUGAGGAAGUCUCUCUUUUUUUCCCCCUUUUGACAGAGGACUUGAGCCCUUUUUGGGAGAUGCACUUGUAAAUCAAGCGGAUUCAUGCAACCGAAAGACUUGAUGCAGUCCUACAGCGGAGGCAGAACUGGGAGUGAAACUAAUGCCACUGUGUCCUGCUUGACCAUAAGGGUAUUUCGCCUCUCACCUCUGAUCCCCCUCUACAUGACUGGGUCUGGUAGUCAACACCUUACACUGUGGGUCCAAAUGAGGACAGCCAAGGAAGAACGACAGUCCUCUCAGUUAACUGUGACACUCUAUUGUUGCUAUGAUCUGAAGAACUAGUUUUACCAAGUGAAUGUUUUUUUUAAAAAAAAGUCUGUGUGCUUGAUAGCUUCAGUCUCUGUCCGCUCUGUAUGUGUGAAACAAGGGAGAAAAAAAUCAAUAGUUUGGCUGGUGGGAUUUCAGAGGGGUUUACCUUCUGGUUUAUGUAUGCAAUAUAUUCAGGCUGUAGUCUUUAUCUUCCAGCCUGGAGCCAAGGGUGAAGAUGCACUAUGGGUAUACCUUUAUGCAGUUCCAGUAGUCUGUGACUGUAUGAGUGGCCAAAGCAGUGAUACUUUGUGUUUACUUCAUGCUCCUUCUGUCAUCAUAAAGCAUAGCCAUGAAAUAUACUGAAUUCUAUCGACGUGUUGAUACAUAUCUGUACUGAGCCUUAAUUGUGGAUAUUGAAGCAGUCUUGUGCUAAGCUAUGUGGGGUUCUUGAUCCAUAUAUUGCAAUACAAUGGGUCACCACUGCUGUGCGACGUGCUUUUUUAAGCCUCUUUAACAUGCGGAGUGACAGGCAGCCUUGUCAGUAUGCACUGCCCGCAGGUUCAGUUUGCACCCAGACUUACAGUAAGACUGGAAAUUUGCAUUGAAUUAACAGUGGUAGGUGGAAUUGAUUAGUAUUUCUUUCACUUUCUGUCAGAGGUGUUAAAUGUCAAGGCCGGUAGUAUAGGAUCAACUAAUUGUUGCUUUUGUCUUUGACACUAAGACAAAUAUAGAAUAUCAACAGACUUAUACCUCUAAAGCAUCAUUUGCAUGUGUCCUGAGUGCAGCUACCCUUCAGAGCUUCAGAAGUGCAGCAGGAUUUAUCCAGACGAGUAUGUUAGUAAAGAAAAGCACUAAAAAGGAAGUAAAAAAAGCAAAAUUUAGGACAAAACAUGUCCAAGUAAUAUAUAUCAGGAUAUCAUUUUUGCCUCAUCAUAAUAACUGAAAAGUAGGUAAUUUAUCACUUACAGAAAACCUAACUUCUCAUUUUGUUUCACUACCUGUCCAUUACAUAGGACGGCCUACAAGAACCAUCAGAAAGUAUUAGUAUAUACAGUUUGACUUAGGGUUUGGUAACACUCAAUACAGGUGAAAGAACAACACUGACCUACAAGCCAAAAGAUUGAUUUUUUUUUUUAUGCAUCUCUGUCCCCCCCGUUUGGUUUCAAGUUCUUAAGCUGUGCUGAAAUACUAUCUAUGUAACGCCUACUGAAAAUGAACAUAUGAAAAUAUUAUAAAAGAAUAUGUGUUUAUUUAAAGAAAUAAACAAGUACUGUAUGUAUUUUAUUUGUAAAAACCAACGAGCUGGAACAGGUUUCGGUGAGCGUUAAGGUAUUUAUUCUUUGUUUUUGCUGUUGAAGUUUUUUGGACUGACCUGCAGUGUUUUUGGGGAGAUUAACAGCAGACUGAGGCCUCGGAGCAUUCAGCUUCUUAGUUCCCCAUUUAUGAAAUAUUUACCAAAAUAGUCUUCUCGUAGACACACUGUUGUGAAAGAAAGCUUUUUGUUUGACUUUAAGAUCGAAAUUGUGUCGUAAAUCAUCACAGUCGUAAACCACUGUAACUACACUGUCAUCCAGUGCAAACUCUGUGUAACUGAACCUAGGUCAUAGUAUCUAACAGUAAUGUCGGACCCUUUUUUAUUGUUCAGUGUUUUCAUUUGCUGAGGUCAGGGCACAUUACAGCCCUCGCUGUGGGGCGCUCAGCUACACAGAGCUCUGUCAAAACUUUUUCAGGAAAAAAAAAAGAAAAAAAGAAACACCAUUGCUAACCAGUCUGCAGAGUGCAACACUGAUAAGUUAUCUCUCUCUCUAAGAUAACUCAAGUUAGGCUAUAUUAUUGCCCCCUGUGUGCCCAGCGCCUUAUCAAAUCUGCAUAUAGACUUUUCCCUGUUGUCUGAUAACAAUUCUGAAAAUAUAAAUGCCUGAUUUAAACUUAGAAAAAUGUUUACUGGAAUUUAAGCUACUAUGGACUAAGCCGACGCUGUAUAGUUGGAUAGUGUGCAGGAAUUGGGGGAGGGGGGUCCGAAUCAUGGUUCCUACAUUCAGUCAUCAUGAGGUUUUUCUCUGCCCCACCAAAUCUGUCAACAGACCUUAUUACUGUCCGGUUUAUUGUUCUAUGCUGAAGCAGCCGUGGAUGUUUGGCCCUGUUGGGUCCAAUUUGGAGGCGAAUUAUUUCCUUCUCCCCUUCGCUAACUGAUAGAUAUGCACAGGGAAUCUAAGCUGGAAGACAAGAGACUACACCUACAACAAACACAGAUGGCUUCUGUAUACUUUAAAUGCAAUUGAAUGCAGAAGGGUUUUUCUUCAAAAUUUUUAAACCGAGUAACUUAAAUCGUUUGUGUGGUCUCGCUUUAUGUUUUGAACUAAAACUGAAUGGGUACCAGUGAUUGAUAGCAAUUAAAUUAAGCCGACUGGAAAUCCCAGACAAGGACAUAGAAGUCUGUGGCCUGUAUCCCCCUUAAAACUCUUGGAAUGGUUUAGUCCAGUGGUCUUCUUCCACAGGAGAAAGGUCAUACUAUUCUUAUUUGCAGGGUUACACAAAACAAACUGAGGGUUAAUCAUUUGUUUUCAGUAGCAUCACCACAAGGAUGCAUCUCAUGCCAUUGUUACUGAUAUUAAUUUAUUUUAUUUGUAUGUGCACUUCACUUUUUAAUAACUUCUUUACAUAGUUCUUUCCUGUCCUGGAAAGAACUAUAUCAUUUGGUGCUAAUUACAGUUAAAAGACAAACUUGUGAACAUUUCAUUUUAGUUUUAGUUAGAUUAGUUUUUAGAAUUAAUUGUAAAUGUUCCUACCGAUCACUUUCCCCGUAAUUAGCACCAGAUUACAUGGUCCUUUCCAGGAAAUUUCUUAGACAAUUGGAAAUUAUUAGGUAUUGACAGACCCGUAAAAUAAAAGUGUCACUUAGGUUUAGCUAAAUAGUGAUGCAGCCAUGACACAAGUCUCUAUUCCACACACUUGUCGCAGCAGUGCUACUAUCAAGCUCCGCAAAGGAAAUAUCUGGAAAAAUUCUGUGGAGGAGUGUGCUUGAUGGUCUCCAAUAGCUUUCCAGUGGUAAGACCCUUCAUUUCCACUGAGCAGCAGAUAUUCAUUCACCUCCAAAGAAACAUAACUGUAGUGAAACUCAAAAGUUUAGGGAAGUUACACUCAGCCAGGCUAGGCUUGUAUUUUCCAAUAUUACCUGCUCCUAGUUCUUCCCGUUUGUCUCUUAAUUCGUCGCCCGUUUUUAGGCCAUAGCAACUUGGCUUAAAUUCAUUCAUUACCCAGAACUGCACAGCUUUUGGCACCUGUGUGUUGAAAAAACAUCGCACCAUAGACCCGGUGUGUUAAAAUCAGCUUGGGUUUCAUGUUGACGUGACAAUAAGUAUAUUCAUUGUCCCGGGUUGAGAAGAACCCACUGUAACUCAUAACUUUAGCUUAAUCAGACGUUCUCGAGUUCUUUCAAGGGCUUGAAACGUGGAUUUACUCUCAGCUUGUGCUAAGCGGAGGUUCACCCAUGUCGCCUCAAACCCACCCUCCUCCAUGGAGACUCAAUCAAACAGCUCAGCGGACACAUCCUCAGCCAGUUCCCCGUGCUCUGUGGUCAGUGUAUCAUUAGCACCUGCUUCCGACUCAGAAUAUCACGACACCAGAAGGCUUCUCAUUUCAGCCAGUGCAGAUGCAAAAUACUGAAACAGAAAAGCGAAGGAAUUUAAGUGGCCCUUUCCUUGGUGUCAUUGUGAUGGUGACGUCGAUUGUGACGCAGGUGAAACCUGUUCUCUCAUCACAUGGUUAAUACUACUGAAUAUUUAAUGAGAGGAAUCUUAAUGGGCUGUUUCAGUAGAGCAUGAGGACCUGAUGCAUUUUAAAUAGCAGCGUCAAAUCUUUGUUUGUGUUAAGUAUCUCUUGAUUUUCUUAUGUUUUCUUUCAAAUGUUGAAUCACUGAAUAUGUUUUAUGCCCAUGGAAAAGUUAUCACAUGACAUAGCUGAUGUUCAGAUGUCAGAUUGGUGGUGAAGUGAUAUUAUGCUGUGGCAUUGUUGAAGUACAGGACUGCAAAAGAGGACUCGUGUUUCCAAAAAUACAAAUACUGUUCUUUACUUCUGGAUUUCUGCUGCCAAGAACUGUUUUGUUUACCGUUGAGCUUGCUGCUUUGUGGCCUGUUAAGGAUGAGCCGACUCUGUGCUUCGGAAAAAGUUCCAGCUUUGCACUUUGACUGCCUCCUCUGCUGACAGUCAUGACGAUGAAUUGCUUUUUCUUGCGUUGCCAGCAUUCACAAACUGUUCAGGAAGGGCCUUCGCUCAUUGAGGGAGAGCGGGAUGGAGGUGGAGGUGGGAUUGGGCGAAAAUUGUUCAUUUUGGAGACGGACAACCUCAAAGAGGCGCUUCUACUGCACUCCGAGGCCGUUACUUAGCGACCGGAAGCCAAGUUGCCAAAACUAGAUCCAGUCUUGUUUUUUUUUUCUCUUUCAUUUUCACUCAUGCAGUAACACACUGCCCUCACUCUUCCUUUUCUCUACACGCCAUUUUCUUUCACACAAACCCUCCCCCCUCCCUAUCUUCCCCCCUCUUUCUCUGACUGACUGGUUAGAGCAUGAUCUCCCAGUGGGGGGGGGUAAAGUCAGUGCUGAGAGGCAACCGUUUUUGAUUUGCUGCUCACCGAUCGUUGAUUCACUGAUUUCACAUUAUAAACAGGGUGCCGCGAUUUCAGUUUCUUUUUCCUCACCAUCUCCCUCUCUCUUUCUCUCUAUUGUGAGUCAGGUUGAAGCCUGGAGGACUAACUCACUGGUGCUUCUCCAAACCUUCCCCCCUGACACAUUUCCUUCUCUUCUCUCCUCUUCUCUUAUCUUCUCUUCACAUCUUUCGGAGACAGGGCAGGAGUAACCAAGGUAACUCCCUUUAAUAACAGCGAAUAACUGACAGAUACAGAAUCCGAACACCAUUCCUCAGCUGGUUUAUGAAUGCUGACUCUUGCCCCGUCUUGCUGUAUCCUCUACUUGUUUAAAGAAAACGAUCCAUCUUGAUGCUGUAUUGUGACUAUAUCCAAUAUUUAUUGUUAUGUGUGUAUAUUGUGGACGCAUGGACCUCUGUACAUACUGUAAUUUGAGCUGUGAAACGCAUAUAUAUGGGUCUUAAUCUAGAGAAUGUACUUACUGUAGGAAUAAUUUAUAUUUCCCAUCCUUUCAGGAUGACAGGCCCUUUUUAGGAGGUCCGUGGGUGUUACAGAAAUAAAAGCCCCCCUCCCCCGAGUUAGCCGUAAAGUAUGAUGGUGCACUUCUGUCAAAUGACCCCCACCCUCCCCCGCCCCCCUUUCUUUUUUGAUUGACUGUGUGACUCCCGUCUUAGAGGUUUACUGCCCCAUCUCCCUGCACCAGUGCUCGGUAUUGACUGAAUGUGUGUGGAUGAGGGUAUGUGUGUGCAAAAGUGGGGACAAAAGCGUGACUUUGUGUGUCUGCUACAUGGUUUACUACUUCAGCAAUUGUCUAAUGCU